Carcharodon carcharias (great white shark) is the source of this 544-nucleotide messenger RNA. RefSeq names its product cortexin domain-containing 1. The record is from RefSeq and is a predicted model, not a curated record. NCBI's taxonomy places the organism in Eukaryota, Metazoa, Chordata, Chondrichthyes, Lamniformes, Lamnidae. Bases 108 to 287 code for a protein of 59 amino acids. The transcript has 2 exons.
UCACGAUUCCCAUACCUGGUGCUUGCAGUCACAUAUAAACUUUCCACAGAAAGGAAUUUCAGGAUGGUAGCAGUGAUGAGAAAGGCUGAUGAAGGAAGUCCAGAGCAAUGGAGAAUGCUAUCCCUGAACCAAUGUACGUUGAUGUGGACAAAGGAUUGACAUUAGCCUGCUUUGUCCUCCUGUGCCUCUUCCUAAUUAUGAUGAUUAUCCGUUGUGCUAAGGUGAUAAUGGAUCCCUACAGUGCCAUCCCUACAUCUACCUGGGAGGAGCAACACCUGGAUGAUUGAAUGCCAUGUGGUGUCAGAGGAAAGGAGAGAGAUUCCUCCUACUGACAAGUUCACUUGAACAAACAGGACUCAUUACAAAUACUGAACCUAUUAGUAGAAUUCUGUGAAAGUGUUUACUAAAAAUUGCAUGUGUAUAAGUGCCUCAGCGAAGAUUAUGUUUGUCUUAAAUGACCUUUUAUGUUUAUAUCAUACAAUGCACUGGAUCGAUAGAACUGUAUAUCUUACAUGUAUGGAUUGUAGUCUUAGGGUAACAUAGG